Tremella mesenterica DSM 1558 is the source of this 1629-nucleotide messenger RNA. RefSeq lists its product as uncharacterized. Bases 1 to 1629 code for a protein of 542 amino acids. The record is from RefSeq and is a predicted model, not a curated record. Lineage: Eukaryota; Fungi; Basidiomycota; Tremellomycetes; Tremellales; Tremellaceae. The transcript is spliced from 8 exons.
AUGCUACUCUCCUCCUUAUGUCUCUUCUUUCUCCCCAUAACUUCCGCGGCAGUCGGGAAACCCCUCCCCCGACCGCCUCGAUGUCUUCCAUCGGGUGACGAGAAACCUAUCAACGAUGCUUUUUCCAAAGGUGGGAAAGGAACGACUGUAUUACUAUGUCCGGGUUCUGUUCAUCGUCUCAGAAACCCAGUCGUAUUCACUGCCCCGAGACAGACGUUGACGACCGAAGGUGAUCCAGCAGGCAGAGAGAGGGCUAUGCUCAUAGUGGAAGGAGAGGAUCAAGCUACAGCUAUACAUGCCGACUGUAAACAAUGUUCAUGGGCUAUGAUACAAUCUCUCAUCGUGGAUGGAAACAGACCUUUGCUACUACGCGUCCCAUCAGGAGCAGCUCUAAUAGAGGUUGGUAACGCAGAAGGACAGACAGUGAGGGAUUGUAGGUUGUACGAACCGAGAGGUUGGAGUGCGUUGCACUUUCGAGAAGGGGAUGAUAAACAGUGUAGGAAGGGGUUGAUAGUGGGGAAUGAGAUUGGCCCGUGUGGGGAAGAAUGGGAUGACGAGUAUGAUGGUGUGGUAGAGCGUAGUCCGCCAUGGGGUAACCCACGUUCGGACGGUAUCAGUUUAGCAUGUCAAGACUCUUUAGUGGAAAAGAAUGUGGUGUAUGAUACGACUGACGGUGCUAUCGUUCUGUUUGGAUCAGCAGGUACGGAAGUACGAUACAAUGAAGUCUUUUCACGGACCAGAGUUGUUCUGGGAGGAAUAAACCUAGUCGACUACGACCCAUGGGAAGGAGAUUACUCCGGUGUUUCCGUUCAUCAUAACGAUAUCUCUGCUCUUUCCCGUUUUCUAAAAGUCGGUAUAGUUAUCGGACCAUCAUCAUGGUCAGACGAUACAGAUACCACCGUUCAUUCAGCCUCUGUCACCGAUAAUUCGUUUCACGGUCAAAACUUUGGAUAUGGAGUGGUCGUUUCUUCCGUCACGGGAUUUACCGUACUUCGUAAUAAGAAAGACGACGAUGCUCAAUUUGACGGAGUGAAAGGAGCUAGUUGUCCUAAAGCGCCUGAGAACGGUCGACCUACUGCUUUUUUGAUCAAUAGGGGAAGUGCUAAGGGUACCUUUCAAGAGGAUUUUGUCAAUGGGGAAGUGCAGCAUGUCAUAUGUAUUGAUCCGCCACCUGAUAAUGGCCAACCAUACGUACCUUGGCGACUGCGAGAUUCUCCCGCGGCGGUAAAAGCGAAAGAAGAGCAAUACGCUUUGGAACAUCCCGAAGAGGCCAAGAGUGGAUUUGACUCGCGUAUGGCAGACGCAUUAGUAUCAUACCAAAUGACCCUGAUGAAAGCCAUGGACUCAUUGACGAAUCAAGUUGAAACCUUAUCCGUUCUCCCUAUCGUUCUUCCGUCAGAAAGCCUUCAAGAACAGGUGGAUGCAUCAAUAUCGACAGGAGGAGGAGAUAUUUCUUCAAGGAUGGGUAAAUUACAAGAAGAAGAAGAAAAGUUGGAAGAGAUGUUAAAAGGUAUGAAAGUUGAUUUUGACGCUUUGGCUCAAAGGACAAAACAAACCAUUGUGAGUUAUCGUUUUGUCUAUCUAGCCCAAGAGAAUUCAGAAAUUUCUUCCAUACGGUUUGAGAGAUAA